Molecule: messenger RNA, 737 nt
Organism: Benincasa hispida (wax gourd)
Lineage: Eukaryota; Viridiplantae; Streptophyta; Magnoliopsida; Cucurbitales; Cucurbitaceae
Source: RefSeq, a predicted model, not a curated record
UCACCACUCGCUAUCAUCUGACUCACUGAGUUAACUCAACUCGGAAAGAAAAAUAAGAAAAACGAACGAAAUGGGCAUUUGUGUGUCGUCCGAUGCGAUCAAUGUUGCUACCGCGAAAUUGAUUCUUACAGACGGAACUUUGGUGGAGUUCUCUUACCCAGUUAAGGUUUCUUAUAUAUUACAGAAACAUCCGGCGAGUUUUAUCUGCAACUCCGACGAGAUGGACUUCGACGACGUCGUUUACGCCGUUGACGACGACGAUGAGCUCCAACUGGGGCAGCUUUACUUUGCCUUGCCGUUGGACAGGUUGAAUCAGCCGCUGCAGGCGGAGGAAAUGGCGGCAUUGGCCGUGAAGGCUAGCUCGGCGCUUAUGAAGGCUGGCGGAGGAGGGACGGAAAAAUGUGGAUCUCGGCGGACGGCAAUCUCACCGGUGACGUUUUCCGAUGAGGAGUUUAGGAAGGGUCCGAGAAAGGGGUUGAAGAAGGGGAGUGGUAGAAGUAGAAAAUUUACGGCGAAAUUGAGUGCAAUUCCGGAAUAAUGUAGUUUUUGUAGGGUUAAAAGUGUAAAUAUGAUAUGGUUCUAGUUUUGUUUUUUGGGCCUGUGGAGAUGGAGAGGUUGCUUUGUGUGGAUGUUUCGUUUCUUCCGCAUCCCAUGGCAAUGACAUGAGAUUCUUUGUUGUCCACUUUUACAUAUUUACCCCUCAGUAAAAGAAUAUUCUAAAAUAUCUAUUUCUCCAA